Patella vulgata (common limpet) is the source of this 2437-nucleotide messenger RNA. RefSeq lists its product as uncharacterized. The transcript has 8 exons. Bases 908 to 1978 code for a protein of 356 amino acids. The record is from RefSeq and is a predicted model, not a curated record. Lineage: Eukaryota; Metazoa; Mollusca; Gastropoda; Patellidae.
CUGCAUACAACAAUGAACAAAUGAAAAUUCCUUUUGGGUUUCGGGUCAAUAAUUUAAAUGACAGAAAAAAAAUAUUUUUGAAAUACUUUGUGAAAAUAUAGAUAAAAUGUUACCCUGCUCAAUAAUCAGGGGACAAGGGUUCGAUCCAGGGAAGUUCCACGGGAUUUUCGUGGCUGGUCUGGUUUACAGUUGUCAGUAGUGUAGGCAGAAGUUCCUGGGGAACGACUUCUCGUCUUUCGGACUGGACGAAAACAAACAAGGUCGCAUGUACACGUUAGGGUGCUCGUAAAACAAACUGUUGACAGGUAGAAUUCAAUGACGAGGCCUAAACGCCGUUAUGCUCGCAAAAUGUCGUUCCGAACACUUCAUGUCCAUUGCGCAUACCUUCUUCAUUAGCUUGGUUAUAGCAGAAAAGUAUAACAGUAAUCCUAAAUCGGUAAUCGACACACGUAUACCUUUUUUUGUUUAAUGGUCAAUUAAUUAGAUUGCAUGUGAAAUCUGUCAAUCCUUUGUCUGAGAUGGGACACAGACAAUUUUAAUAUAGUCAUUGUAGUAAAUAGUACUGGACACUCAUGCAAUAAGUUGGCCAACGAUUGAAUUCUAAGUUUAGGAUUUUCUUAUAUAUAUGACAUUACAUAUGUAACAGGAUGGGGUGUUGUCGAUUUGCACUCGAGCGGUGGGUGCAUGACUCAUUGAAGAUCCAGUAUUGUGCGUACUGCACUUGAAGUUUAAUGUAAUAUAGAGCCGAUAAUAUAAGCCAUUUCUAUAUAUAGGCAAAAAUAAGUUUUGUUAAGCCAGAUAGUGAUGAUAAGAGAUGUUUAUUGGGUAUAAACAUACAUGUUGAACAACUUCAUCUGAUUUACUAAUUUACUGGUGAAGAAUCCUAGUUACAGUGCUUCUCGUCAAUAUGUCUCAUUCCAAUAGCUGUGAAACUAAUUCCUCGACCAGAAUGGCCAAUGGGCGAACAAAUGGUCAGCCCUGUCCAGAGGGGGCUAUGUGUUCAAAUAACGAGUCCGAGAUACUCUAUAAAGAAAUUGAUUCCUUGACAAUUUCACAGACCGGAGCAUGUUGUAAUACCGAAGCGUCCGAAAUCUUGGUAGAAGCGGACGAAGAAUCAGAUGAGCCAGAUUCCUCUGCUGAACCUAAAGCUAGAAGGAAAUACUGUUUAUUUGAACUAACGACCCUUAAUACAAACAAACACAUCAUAAGUAAGAUAAAGUGUGAAAACUUCAGAAAAUAUUUUAGAAAAGAUGAUGAAGUAAUAUCUGUAAACAGUACAAUCAGCUUCUCACACACUGAACUAGUGAAGCACUUUAACAGAGAGAUUGAAGAUUUUUAUAAAGAACAAUCAACAUUGGUUAUAGAAGUAAAGAGAGUGGAGAGCGGAAUCACCGAGUUCAUAACUUUCACCAGUCAAGCCACACAGUAUGAAGAAGAUUGCCCAAAAUGGUCAAAAAUACUUAACAUUUUGAAGUUUUUUAUCACGGAACGUUCAUUUGAAUAUAAUAAAAAAAUACCAGCCAGAAUUAUACGACUUUGUUGCUAUAGUCAUCUAAAGUAUUUGAAAUACGAUGGAAAGGCGAUUAGCAUGGAUGAAAUUGACGGCGAAAAGAACCGUUUUUUCAAGUUCUUAUAUACAGAAUACCAGGUGGGCCCUGUAGAUGAAAAAUAUCAAUAUAUGGGCUGUAUCCAGGAUGUAUCACAUAAAACCUUUCUACGCCAAUGUAGGGGUAAUAAAAGUAUUCAAUUUGAAUCGAUGCAGCCAAUUGAGGAUGCAGCAGAAAGAGUCAAAGUUGAUGAACGGUUCUUUUUUCGCACCGAGUCCAAAGAAGCUAAUGAUAUCAACUAUUUCCAGUCAGUAAAGAGAAAAAAUCAUUACCUUGCCUACAAUGCGGUGGAUGGCCUGUACUUGAAGAACUGGACAGCACAAAACAGAUCUGGAGAAUUUGAAUUUGCAUUGAUUUAUAUAGAUUCUUAAUACGUUUAAGUACCGUAUAUAGAACAUUAACGAGAUCUGUAAUUUUAUAUGUACAGGUCAUACAUAAUUACUGCUGCUACAAAGCAGUAAUAGCCAUGCUUAAUUGAUAGACGAUAAACUCAAUUACAUAAUACAGGUAUGCCAUACCGAACAAAUAUCUAGUAACUUUGACUACAAAGCGUAUAUUGAUUUGUUCAUACGAUAUGUUAUGUGUAUAUAAAAUAAGACCCUUAAAAUCAGAGAAAAGGUGUGGGAAGCAGACUGGCUGUGAUAUCGACGUGAAGACAUCUACCUAUGAAGUUGGCCUUUUAGCCCAGUCUAGUAGUCUACACCGUACGAGUAUUGUAUGGCUGUGUACCGUAUAAUAAUUUGUAUAUAUGUUCCUGACAACAAACCUAUUAUACUCGAAGUGUAUUAUAUUUAAAUGUGUAUAGAAGUACCAUAUAUAUUAAGAACUUA